Pseudozyma hubeiensis SY62 is the source of this 1407-nucleotide messenger RNA. Its product is annotated as mitochondrial inheritance component mdm12. Lineage: Eukaryota; Fungi; Basidiomycota; Ustilaginomycetes; Ustilaginales; Ustilaginaceae. Gene Ontology annotation, cellular component: ERMES complex. The record is from RefSeq and is a predicted model, not a curated record. Gene Ontology annotation, molecular function: lipid binding. The coding region runs from base 1 to 1407 and encodes 468 amino acids. The transcript has a single exon. Gene Ontology annotation, biological process: phospholipid transport; mitochondrion organization.
AUGUCACUCGAUCUAGACUGGAGCCUCUUGGACGACCACCUAUCCGACCGUUUCCUCGAGACCAUCAACCGUGCGCUCGAGACUUCCGCUUCUAAGCGACCCUCUUUCAUUGGCGAUGUGCGCUUCGAGAAUCUGCGCUUUGGAUCCGACCCACCUGAUGUCGCCAUCCGGUCCAUCACCGACAUCUGGCCGGACUUUGUCUCGAUCGACGACCCGCCUCUGCGUCGACGUGGAGCACGUCACGCCACACCAGCGAGCAAUGCGACGACGCUGGUAGAGUCGCCAACGGAGAGCUUCUCGGCGCAUCAUGGCGGAGUCGUGGGAGGCGGCGAUAUACCAUUGCGGACGUAUACGCAGUUUGAUGAUGCUGCGCCGCCGAACAGAAUUCAUGGACCGCCAAGUGUCGUUUCGGCGAGCAUUGCCGGGAGUGCACCGAUGACGCCUGCGGCAGGGUUUGGAGGGGCGAACGGGUACUAUCAGCAGUGGUCGGCUGCGCUAGCGUCGAGAGGGAUACGAGCUGCUGGGAUGGGUGGAGCAGCAUCGUUACCACAAACGCAAGUGACGAGUCCAAUCGACUCGGUUCCUCCAUCGCCAGGUUACUUUCAACACUGGCAGCAGCAGCAACAACACUCCACAACGUCCGGGCUGGGACUACCGUACUCGGCAAAUAACUCGAGACAGACGAGCUUCGUCGCAUCUUCUUUUCGCGGUGGCGGACCUGGUCCGCAAAGCAGCGUCAGUCAAAUUGGCGCAAAGCGAGACAGCGAUAGCCUGCAUCCGCCCCUUUCCCACGGAUUGAACGGGGCUGGGUUCGGUGCGAGACCGUCGAUGCGAUCAACCCCAACAGCCUCGUUCCGCUCGUUGUCGGGUCAAAUCUCACCAGGAGACGAACGAGAAGUAACGCCCUCCCCAUCCUCCUCCUCGCAACUUCCUUCGUUGCAAAUGCGAUUAUCACUCGUAUGGCCCACCACAACGUUUCGACUCACCAUCACGACCAGCCUGCUCAUCAACUACCCCAGUCCAGCAUUCAUGUCCCUUCCCCUCACCCUCUCCGUCACAGGCUUCACGAUGCGUUCCGGACUGAUCAUCGCACUCGAGGGAGAACAUCAGCGUGCUCACGUCUGUCUCGUCGAAGAGGACGAUGGCGCGGAAACACCCGCUGCACCUGCUGCAGCUGCAUCGGCAGGAGUCGGAGGUGCGGGUGCCAAAAAGGCGACAUCAGCAGGGAUGAACAUCUUGCCGCAGCUGACGUUCGAGAGCGAAGUCGGAGAACACGAGAAGCACGUGCUGAAGAAUGUAGGGAAGGUGGAGAAGUUCAUAGCAGAGGUGAUUAGAAAAGGGUUGGAGGAUGAAUUGGUUUAUCCCAAUUACUAUACCAUUGAUCUGCCGACGAAGGGGAGAUCGUAA